CGGUCGCUCGCCGACGUCUGUUCCAUUUCAGCGACGGGAGCAGCCCAAAGCGGUUUAGGGUGCUGUUUGUUAUUUUUCACCGAUGGAAAUAAUCAAGAUAUAAACCAACAGCAAGAACAACAAACGAAAUCUUCAACUGGUGUUGAUUCUACGCAGGAGAAAAACAGAGAUCGUUUUCCUGGCCUGGUUUACAGACGAGCCAAUCGUAGAUGUUCUUACUCCAUCUUUAAUUGAAUGGAAUGCAAAUACUCGGCUGUGGUGCCCCAGUGCUCGCCGCGAAUCUAGAUAAUGGGCUGUGUACAAUGUAAGGACAAAGAAGCAACCAAACUGACAGAUGAGAGAGAGACGAGUGUUUCCCAGCACGCUGGGUACCGCUAUGGGGCCAACCCCACACCCCAACACUACCCCAGCUUUGGGGUCACCGCCAUCCCUAACUACAACAACUUCCACGCGCCGGUCAGUCAGGGGACUGUGACGGUGUUCGGAGGAGUGAAUAGCUCAUCACACUCGGGAACUCUGCGCUCACGUGGUGGAACAGGGGUUACACUCUUUGUAGCACUUUAUGAUUACGAGGCAAGGACGGAGGAUGAUCUCAGUUUUAGGAAAGGAGAGAAAUUCCAAAUUCUCAACAGCACGGAAGGAGACUGGUGGGAGGCUCGCUCCCUCACUACAGGUGGAACUGGAUACAUACCCAGCAAUUACGUGGCUCCAGUAGAUUCGAUCCAGGCCGAAGACUGGUACUUCGGGAAGCUCGGCCGGAAGGAUGCAGAGAGGCAGCUGCUGUCUAAUGGAAAUCCUCGGGGCACCUUUCUCAUCAGGGAAAGUGAAACCACUAAAGGAGCGUAUUCCUUAUCCAUACAGGACUGGGAUGACGUUAAAGGUGAUCACGUGAAACACUACAAGAUCCGUAAACUUGACAACGGAGGCUACUACAUCACCACCCGUGCUCAGUUCGAGACUCUGCAACAGCUUGUUCACCAUUAUUCUGCAAGAGCUGCGGGGUUGUGCUGUCGACUGAUAGUCCCCUGCCACAAAGGCAUGCCUCGCCUUGCCGAUCUGUCCGUCAAAACCAAAGACGUGUGGGAAAUCCCAAGAGAGUCGCUUCAGCUCAUCAAGCGCUUGGGGAACGGCCAGUUCGGAGAGGUCUGGAUGGGUACUUGGAACGGCACCACCAAAGUGGCUGUGAAGACCUUGAAACCAGGCACCAUGUCCCCUGAGUCAUUCCUGGAGGAAGCUCAGAUAAUGAAGAAACUGAGACAUGACAAGCUAGUGCAGCUAUACGCUGUCGUCUCUGAAGAGCCUAUUUACAUCGUCACAGAGUAUAUGGGCAAAGGGAGCUUGCUGGACUUUUUGAAGGACGGUGAAGGACGGAGUCUUAAAUUGCCAAACCUCGUAGACAUGGCAGCUCAGGUGGCUGCAGGCAUGGCUUACAUCGAGAGAAUGAACUACAUCCACAGAGAUCUGAGAUCAGCCAACAUCCUCGUGGGCGACAGUUUAGUAUGCAAGAUCGCGGACUUUGGUCUGGCCAGGCUGAUAGAGGAUAAUGAAUACACAGCUAGACAAGGUGCCAAGUUCCCGAUUAAAUGGACGGCCCCCGAAGCCGCGCUUUACGGACGGUUCACCAUUAAAUCAGACGUGUGGUCAUUUGGAAUACUGCUGACAGAGCUGGUGACCAAAGGACGUGUGCCAUAUCCAGGGAUGAAUAACCGGGAGGUGUUAGAGCAGGUGGAGCGUGGAUACAGGAUGCCGUGCCCUCAGGACUGCCCGAUCUCUCUGCACGAGCUCAUGCUGCAGUGCUGGAAGCGAGAUCCCGAGGAGAGACCCACGUUCGAGUACCUGCAGGCGUUUUUGGAGGACUACUUCACUGCCACGGAGCCCCAAUACCAACCGGGAGACAACCUCUAAGCCGAAACAAACGAGCUCCAGAGCUAAAGCGAGUGGAUUUGUGCUUUAAUCUCGCAGAUUAGAACACAAGUCCAGUCACUUUGACUUAUUAAUGCUAUUAGACGUUGAAAAAAAUAAAAUAAAUCACCUGGACGACUGAAAAACCUCCGCAGAACUCGAGAGCCAGAGGAAAAAAAGCAUCGCUGCGAUACAACACGCACUGACCUGAACAAGAUACGACGCACGUGUGACGAUUUAAAAGCUUCCAGAAUUCGUUGCCAUUUCAAUCCAGUAUUCGACUCGUUACUCAUCUUCCAUUAAAAGGACGUGCCACAUUAAAUGUGUUCUCUAAAAGCCGAACCAUAUUUUUUGGGGACAUCAUGCGAGUGUUUGGAAAAAAAAAAGAAUGAAGGAUAACGGAUGGCCUGUUUGUAUGUAGUGUAAAUAUGAUUGUGUUUACUUAACCCCCCCCCCCGUUUUAGGCUUUAUUACUUUUUAUAAUGCUUUUUAUUUGAUUUGGUUCACAAUUUUGGUUCGUCUUUGCUCAAGGAAAAAAAAAAGCAUGAACAUCGAGGCUGAAACAAGACUCCGGCCUCUUUUAAAAGGAAAAGGAAAAAAAAACGUCUGGGACUUUCUUGAUUAUUUAUUCCAGUAAUGACCUACCCUUUUUUGUUGAUUUUUUUUUUUUUGAGAAAUCCUGUCGCACUAGCUAGCUUUCCUGACACUAAAACAUUGUGACUUUUUCACUGAAGGAAAAACGGUGUGUGUGUGUGUGUGUGUGUGUGUGUGCACUGGUGACUCUGCUUAAUUCAGCUUUAUUUUUUGCGUCCUGCUUUUAGCGAAAGCUCAGUGUCUCCAUUUUUUAUUUUGUUAUUUUUUUUCCCUUGCUAGUGCAUUUUCUAUUUAGUCACUUUGGAUUAACAAUAGAAGAAUUAUGCAUCGAUAUAGUAAUCAGGCUGUGUGGGCAUUAUGCUUGACUAUACCUGCAUCUCUCUCUAGCGAAGAUGAUCAAAUAAAAUAAACGGCUAACAUCAUCCUUGUUGUAAGAGGCUUAAAAGCAAAGCGUUUUAAAUGCAUUAUAAUGUGCUAUGAUUUUAACAUAACUAAAUGGGGGGGGGUAUUAACAUUAAUUUCACGGAGCUUGUCUAGCUUUCUUUCUGGCCCUGAGUUCUGUCCUUGAUAUCAAAACGUCACGUCUGGACCGCAUUUAACCUCAAUCAGUACGUUAAAACGUCACGGCCCUCGUCCUUCAGGCAGAAUUAGCAGGGCCGUUUUCACCUCGUCUCCAUUCCAGCUUUCACUUGAAUAUCUAGUGAAGGUUUUUCUAUAGAAUAGUGCGCACUAUAGUAAGCCGUAUGAAACACGGGCUCCCACUCCGACCUCAUGAUUUUCCCUUCUUUCUUUUUUUAAAUUAAAAAAGUCAUCCAUUUGAAUUAAUUCAUAGAUAUUGUGUUUUUAUUUAAUUUUUUUUUUGUCGUUUGUUUCAUUUAUGCACAAACAUUUGUAGAAUAAAGACUCAUACCCAA
Messenger RNA from Hemibagrus wyckioides, 3410 nucleotides. It is a transcript of the gene fyna, whose product is annotated as FYN proto-oncogene, Src family tyrosine kinase a. Gene Ontology annotation, biological process: protein phosphorylation; T cell receptor signaling pathway; innate immune response. Lineage: Eukaryota; Metazoa; Chordata; Actinopteri; Siluriformes; Bagridae. Gene Ontology annotation, cellular component: extrinsic component of cytoplasmic side of plasma membrane. Gene Ontology annotation, molecular function: ATP binding; non-membrane spanning protein tyrosine kinase activity; signaling receptor binding. Bases 289 to 1905 code for a protein of 538 amino acids. The record is from RefSeq and is a predicted model, not a curated record. The transcript has 13 exons.